CGCGCCGCCUCGGAAACUAGCGGGCGAGCCUGAUGACCUGCGAAUCAGGAGCCAUGUCCGGGAUCCCACCUCAACAGUAGCGGGAUGUGAACCAGUCGGGCAAGCGGCGCGGCAUAGCGGCUCAGUGAUGCCACUCCCUGCGUCCGAAGAGCGUGCUUCGAGUACGACCGCCAGAUCCUCGCCGGUAUCGACCAUGCCACAUCUCCGCUUCGGUGUUCCGGUCACCGUCGCCGCCUUCUGCGCCUUCUUCGCCCUCGCCCGAGCUGCUCCCACCCCUGCUCCAAACGAGCCUCACACCGCGGCUGACCCCGUGGUUUCCACCUCCAGCACCACCGAUGAUGUCCUUUACGACCAAAGGCAGAACGGGACGGAAAACGUAAGAAUCCAUAUGAACGACGUCACAGUGGUGGUGGCACCCUCAGAUGGCCUGCUUCAACUCCUCUCAGCCGGUAGCUCCUCUGAUCUGCUGAAUUUUGGCGCCAGCCUAAGCACCAACAGCCACCAACUGACCACUUCCGAAUUCUCAACGAACAUCGCCGGAGCGGGCGAAGGGAAACCAGGAUUUGACUGUGACGCUGUGGGUAAAUGCAGGCAUGCGCAACAACCUGCACCUGGCAAGAGGAACCGAUUCCGCCUUUCGAAUAUCCUGAUGCCCCUGUUCAACAGAGCCCAGCAUAUCAGCAAUUAAGGACUCAGGAAGUGUAUCCCUCUUGUACCAAGCGGGUACUGUUGACCUUUCAAACCGAAGUGUGGACCUCAGCUCUUUCACAAUGUGCCAAUGUUUUCUUAAUUUUCAAUCUUAUGGAGAUUAGAAGUUGAAAACAUAUACUAACCGUAGAUAAUCGAUUGCGAAUCAGUAAAUCCAAAAAAAUUAGGAGGUAACUGUGUCUCAGAGAUACCGAGAUAGUUAUAAAAUGCAUUUUUAAAAACUGGAUCAUCGAAAGUAUAGUCAAAUGGAGGCGUUAAACGGCAGAUUUAUGAUAUCAAGAAAAAUACGAUCAAAUACCUAAGCUGAAUAAUUACAUAGUAACUGAAUUUUGAUGCAGAUCUGUGGUGCAAAACAUAGCCUCAUACCUGAAAAGUUUUACUCUCAAUAACGAUACACUUAAUUUUUUCAAAUAAUGCCAUACUUAGGUAGGUAAGUCUUUUAUUCAUAGCCCUGAGCGAGCACCCCCCCCCCUCCCCCUUUAAGGAGAAUUCAUCCAAGACAUUCUUAUGAAAAAUGCACCUACCUAACAAUUAAAAUUAUUUUACUAGGUGCCCCCGGUAGAUCCUGAUUAUUUUGUAACGCAGCAAUGAAAACUCUGCUCUGAGGUAUGAGGAAAAAGGAGGUACGGACUAGAGGCCUCAAUGUUGUAUCGUUCACCGCAAAGAGCAUCAAAACAUUUUGUUCGGCAGCAUUGUAACGUUUAAGGAAAAAAAAAAAAAAAACUUGGGGAGUUCAAGGAGAACGCUCUUUAAGAUUUCCAGCGCUGUUGCUAGUGCCAGUCGGAAGAUAGACUCACUUUCAACGCUCAAAGCAAUGAAAGUUAUGGUUUGAGACUUUGAUCCAAUGUCUACAAGAGUAGGUAUUUGGAAAAAUUCACCAUCGGAAACUGAAAGAUUGAUAUUUUCAGCCAGACGGUGUUUUUUCGAUACUUACACUAAAUUUUCUAACUUCAGGCAAGUUAUUUUCUGCGGCGUUAAAAUGUGAAGAAAUUCCUGGGUAUUGUGGUUCGCAAAAGCAUACCUAUCAUCAUUCCUGUGCUACGUAAAAAGUGCAUAGCGACGGUGAAACUAGACCACGUAUCGCUCAGUUUGCAACGUUGCUAUUAUGUUUCAUAAAUGAAUAAACUCAUUUGCAAUUACA
This is a messenger RNA of Bemisia tabaci, 1849 nucleotides long. RefSeq lists its product as uncharacterized. The record is from RefSeq and is a predicted model, not a curated record. NCBI's taxonomy places the organism in Eukaryota, Metazoa, Arthropoda, Insecta, Hemiptera, Aleyrodidae.